GGUUAUGGGUACUCGAUUCCAUAAUCUGGAGCUGGUUCCUGACAUUAACUGUCGGGUACUCGGUUACCCAGCUCCGAUGCACAGCUCUAUGGGGCAAUCACCUGUUUGUUAUAAUUUUGAACUUAUUUAGACACGGAGGUUUGUUCUGUUUUGAUUAGGUCACACUUGAAAUAUGGCGGAGGCUGCAGCCAAAACUGUGUGGAAGAUCAGCCAGGGGCAUCUGGAAUGUCCAAUCUGUUGCUGUCUUUUCAAGGAUCCCAAGAUGCUGGACUGUCUGCACAGCUUUUGCCUGAAGUGUCUGGAUGAGAUGAUGAGCAGACAGAAGCCAGAGGCAGAGAAGAUAACAUGUCCAGUCUGCAGGAGAGAGACGCAAGUUCCUGAUGGAGGAUUGCAGAGUCUAGCUUCGUCUUUCUUUCUUAGUUCUCUUGUCGAUGAGGUCAAACAACAGGGGAAGCAUGGGCACCUACCGCCACAUGUGACUGUGGAGAAUGCAAGGAGGCCACUUGGAGGUGUCUCGAUUGUAGUGAUAACCUCUGCCAGAAAUGCUGCGAAGCUCAUGAGAGGGUCAAAUACACCAAAGACCAUCAAAUCAUUUCAUUGGGAGAUUGGCAGGAAUCAAAGAUGCCUCCAGCAGAACAUAGCAAACCCAUCACCCAAAUGUGUACGAUCCACCAUGACCAUCCUUUGUAUUUUUACUGUGACACAUGCGACACCUUAAUCUGCUCUUUGUGUGUCGCAUUAGAUCAUCGGUCAGCAGAGCACAAUUUCUUCAAGAUUGAUGACACUAUCAGGUCCUUCCGCAGUGA
Molecule: messenger RNA, 806 nt
Organism: Patiria miniata (bat star)
Lineage: Eukaryota; Metazoa; Echinodermata; Asteroidea; Valvatida; Asterinidae
Product: tripartite motif-containing protein 3-like
Exons: 1
Coding region: 173-718 (181 amino acids)
Biological process (GO): positive regulation of DNA-templated transcription
Cellular component (GO): chromatin; nucleoplasm
Molecular function (GO): ubiquitin-protein transferase activity
Source: RefSeq, a predicted model, not a curated record